CGAGCGACUCGGUUGGCAACCACCCAAAAGGAAGGGAAAAAAGGAUCGGUUCAUUUCAACCAUAUUCCGCGAACCCGAGGCCCUUCGAGCUAUCCUUUCCACGAAUGACCACCCCCUUUCGGGCUCCACAAUCUUGACAGACGGGAGAAAGUUGACAAUACUACAGGAGGUUGUCACUACGAGUCUUGGCGUUCCCGGUCCAGAAUUCUACCUGUGGCUUCAUCGCCUCUUAUGGGUCGGCCGUCCCGCAGAUGAUGGCAGUAAGCGGGUGGAAAGACGAAGGGGAGUCAUCGACGCAAGGAGUCCUUCCCAAUACAAAAUUGACCGCUCUAGUCCGAUACGCCUGUCAGGUCAUGGAGUUCAAACUAUAUAUGCAACCCUACGACUGUCCGGGAGAGAGUGUAUGAGAUGGAUCACGAAUGAUGGGAAUGAUGUUGAUUGAGGGACCCAGCUAACUGAGGCUGGAAGGGAUCGCCAGCUAUAUAGAGCU
Neurospora tetraspora is the source of this 490-nucleotide messenger RNA. RefSeq lists its product as uncharacterized. The transcript has a single exon. NCBI's taxonomy places the organism in Eukaryota, Fungi, Ascomycota, Sordariomycetes, Sordariales, Sordariaceae. The record is from RefSeq and is a predicted model, not a curated record. Bases 252 to 407 code for a protein of 51 amino acids.